UCAGCGACUUAUAGCAGGACUGCAGCUGGCAUUCUGACACUUGGGGGGAGGGACUGACUAACAUCCCCAGUGCCACCAAUACAGUGAUCAGUGCUAAUAAAAAGCACUGACACUGUACUAAUGACACUGAGGAGGAAGGGGUUAACAUCUGGGGCAAUCAAAGGGUUAGCUGUGUGCUGUUUUGCUAUGUUGUCUGUGUGUGUGCUUUACUAUGUAAGCAUGCUGCUUUGUAUUAUUCUGCUAUGCAGAACAAUACAAAGAAGCAUGCUGGUGCUGACAAGGAAGAGAUCUGUAUUGUUUAUAUACAGACCUCUCCCCUGUCAGUGUUCCUUGGCGAUCACCGGGUGCCGGUGAGAAAU
Molecule: messenger RNA, 359 nt
Organism: Staurois parvus
Lineage: Eukaryota; Metazoa; Chordata; Amphibia; Anura; Ranidae
Source: the annotation of a GenBank genome assembly